UGUCCCUCUUCGCCGCUCCUUCCUUUUACCUUUUUCGUGUCUUUAAAAUUCCUAUUGACUCGGCAUCCUUCCGCGUUAAGAUUCUUCUUCUUAUCGAAUUCCUCUGAAUUCUUCAAACAGGAUCUGCUCGUGGAGUCGAAGAUUUUAUUUUAUUUUUCUUUCCUACCGUUUCUCAGCAACCAAACAGAGCGCGAAAGAGGAGGUACGAGAGAGGAGAUCUGAUGGCGGAAGAGCACAGAUGCGAAGCUCCCGAAGGCCACCGGCUGUGCACUAACAACUGCGGCUUCUUUGGCAGCCCAGCCACCAUGAACCUCUGCUCCAAAUGCUACGGAGAGUUACAUCACUCCUCUCCCAAAUCUUCCAUGGAAAUUGCUCUCUCCUCCUCCUCCUCCUCCUCCUCCUCCUCUAUUUCUUCUCCACCGGCUACCGAGUCUCUUCCUCCUCCUCCUUCUCCUCCAGCGUUGACCUUGCCGGAAGUCGCCAGAGAUGUACGGACACAGGCGGUUGUGUCCCGAGGCGACGACGUGGAGGUGGCUGCGACGGCACAGCCGAAUCGCUGUUCCACUUGCAGAAGACGGGUCGGAUUGACCGGGUUUAGGUGCAAGUGUGGGACAACGUUCUGCGGGGUCCACAGGUACCCGGAGAAGCACGGGUGCUCGUUCGAUUUCAAGGCGAUUGGGAGGGUGGAGAUUGCGAGGGCUAAUCCUGUUGUCAAGGCCGAGAAGCUCGAAAAGAUUUAAUUUAAUCAGGACCGCCUGAUUUUACAACCGGAUGAAUUUGAUAAGCUAUGGUGAAUGACCGCGUUGAUCACGAACUUACGGAGUUUCGUUUUAAUGUGUAUUUUCUCUUUGAUGUAAUUUUAAAAUAAGUUUUACGUGGCUUUUUCGUUUGCUUGUAAAAAGAAAAAGGAAAUAUUUAAUCAUGAAAUCGAAUUGCACUUGCAUCUGGGUUCUUCUUUGUA
Molecule: messenger RNA, 961 nt
Organism: Corylus avellana
Lineage: Eukaryota; Viridiplantae; Streptophyta; Magnoliopsida; Fagales; Betulaceae
Product: A20/AN1-like zinc finger family protein
Molecular function (GO): zinc ion binding; DNA binding
Source: RefSeq, a predicted model, not a curated record